Molecule: messenger RNA, 3122 nt
Organism: Patella vulgata (common limpet)
Lineage: Eukaryota; Metazoa; Mollusca; Gastropoda; Patellidae
Product: polycystic kidney disease protein 1-like 2
Exons: 10
Coding region: 1-3072 (1023 amino acids)
Biological process (GO): detection of mechanical stimulus
Cellular component (GO): membrane
Molecular function (GO): calcium ion binding; calcium channel activity; protein binding
Source: RefSeq, a predicted model, not a curated record
AUGGAUCUUCGUAACAACAGAACAGCAUGUUUAUGCCAAAAUCCGACAAAUCAAGAAAUAACAGCAAGCUCAUUCUUUGUACCACCGAAUUCUAUUGACUUCUCUACAGUCUUUAGCAAGUUUGACAUCAAGUCUCAGGCAGCAGUUUUAGCAGUUAUUAUUAUUAUUACAUUGAUCGCCAUUUUGGCUGGAAUUUGGGGUCAUUGGAAGGAUAGACAAGAUAAACUUCAAUGGGGUGUAACCGUAUUAGCUGAUAAUUAUAAAGAUGACAGUUAUUUCUAUCUAGUAACAGUUUAUACUGGUCUGGUUCGUGGUGGGGGUACAACAUCUAAUAUCAGUUUUAAUCUCUCUGGUGAACGAGAUGACAGUGGGGUGCGUACCCUAACAGAUGGUGUCAGAAAGGAAUUCUCAGCAGGAAGUGUAAUGCAUUUUUUAAUGGCAGUGCCAACCAGUCUGGGGUCUCUUCAGUGUUUUAGGGUUUGGCAUGACAAUUCCGGAAACGGUCGACAUGCAUCCUGGUAUCUGAGUAGAAUCGAAAUCCAUGACAUUCAAACAAAUGACAGAUAUGAUUUUAUGUGUUCUGAUUGGUUAUCUGUUGAGGACGGCCAUAUUGAACGACUGGUGCCUGUUAGUGGAAGAAUCAAUUUUAAUAACUUUAAAACUAUGUUUUAUGAACACGCUAGAAGCCAUGUUACGGAUGAUCACUUAUGGUUGUCGGUGUUUUUGAGACCCGUCAAGAGUCACUUUUACAGAGUACAGCGUAUUGGGUGCUGUUACGCCUUACUCAUGCUUACCAUGAUAGCCAAUGCCAUGUUUUUUGAGGGAAAAGAUCAGAAAGACCGUCAACAGCUAUCCCAAAUAGAACUUGGACCAAUUCGAUUUUCAUUGAAUCAGUUGUACAUAUCUAACAGACUGGAAGAAGCUCUGGUAGUAAGAGAUAUAGUUGAUGAUAAAGAAGGAGUUUUGCCACAUUUCUGUGUCUAUAUAGCCUGGGUUAUCAUAUUUAUAGCAGCCUUUGUAUCAGCUUUCUUCUUAAUGUUAUUCAGUAUGGAAUGGGGCAAGAGUUUAUCAGAAGAAUGGCUGACGUCAUUCUUUCUGUCUUUUCUCCAGUCUAUGGUGGUUGUCGAUCCAUUUAAGGUGGUAUUUAUGGCUGUUGUAUUUUCUCUAUUCCUUAAAGCCAUUAAAAGUAGUAGUCCUACUCACUAUGAUCUCAAAGAGAUAACGCUGCUGGCCAACAAGAAAGGACAACCAAAUGCAGGUCGGCGAAGACUAAAAUUUGCCAUGCCUUACUCAGAAGAAGAAUUUCAACGGCUGAAACUUCAACGUGUGCGAAAUGUGAGAAGGAACCAAUCGGUUAAAGAGUUGUGUUUUAAUUCUGUUUUCUUAUGGAUAUUGUUUAGUAUAUCAUACAGUAACAGAGAUCAACAAUCUUAUCUUCUACAUCAAUAUGUACAAAAUAACUUUAUGGAACCACCUAAACCAUACAGAACAUACGAAAAAAUCGGCGAAGCUGCCCAUUUCUUUGAUUGGUUGAAUUCUACAGUUUUGCCAACAUUGUUUACUGAAGAUGAUUAUCGAGGUUAUAGAAUGGUGUCUAGUCAACGGCUCUUCUCGUAUGAUACCAAUAAUUUUAGAGUUGGUCCGCCACGAUUACGACAAGUUAGAACUAAGAAAACCACAUGUGAUAUACCUUAUGUUGGUAACACUGAAUGCAUCCUUGGAUACCAACUACCAAUAGAAGAUACUGAUACAUAUUGUAUGGGCUGGACAUCAACUCCUUGUCCCGAUUUUGAGAAACUAGCUUUGACUUACGAGGCAUAUAAGUUUACGUCUGCUUUAGAUAUUUGGGGCUACCCCAUUGCAGGUCAGCAUAACGUGUACGGUGGUGGCGGGUAUAUAGCUAAUUUGGACGUCAAUAUGCUUAUAUCUUUUGAAUCACUCAAGGAAUUAUUCAACUCAAAAUGGAUCGACAGAAACACCCGUGCUGUAUUUUUCGAAUAUACACUUUAUAACGUCAACAAAAAUAUAUUUGUUUACGUCAGCAUGUUGACAGAAUUUCCAGAAACUGGCGGGACUAUCACGUUUAGUAAUAUCUACCCUUUCCGACCAAGUCAACAUGAAGGUGCACAUGCCGCUUAUGUCCUCCUCUGUGAGUUAGCAUUUUGUGUUUAUAUCGUUAUCAACGUAAUAAUUAUCAUCAUCAAAAUGGCGAAACAGAAGUUGAGAUAUUUUAAACAGUUUUGGCAAGUCAUAGAUUUAAUAAUGAUAGGAAUAGCUAUUGCAGCCAUUGCUCUGUAUGCAGUUCGUGAAGGAUUUACCGCAGAUGCGUUACAGAAAUAUCGCGAUAAUAACCGAGAGUUUGUUAAUUUCUAUCACGUGGCUAUAUGGGAUGGAACUUUUGUUGCCUUCCUUGGAUUUUUGGUAGCCAUAGCAACGGUUCGCCUAAUUAAAGCACUUGGAUAUACUAGAAGAACCGCUAAAAUUUACAAUGUUCUGAAGAACAGUUCUAAAGUAUUGCCUGGUCUGGCCUUUUAUAUCGUCACAGUUCUAACGAGUUUCAGUUUCUGGGGACUUAUAUGUUUUGGUAGUAUAUCAGAGCGAUAUUACAGCUUUAUUACGUGUCUGGAGACUUUAUUUAUGGCCAUCCUAGGAAGUCCCGAUUUCAAAGAAACUGGGGCCGAAAUACAGGACACGUGGAUAACCAUUCUCUAUUUCUGCCUGUUUGUUGUCAUGGUAACACUUACACUUACAACUAUAUUUCUCGCUAUCAUGUUAGAUGUCAUGGCUAUGACCCAGGGUUCUGAACCGAACGAAUCUGACAUAGACAUGGAAUUGAUUUCUUAUGUUUGGCAGUCAUUCCUGGGUAUUUUUACUGGACGAAAACCGGAUAUGAAGGGUAAUCAAAGAAUGACGAACGUAAUGACUGCAGCGAGAUUGGCACAAGAAAAUAAUCGUAAACCACAAGGCAGUGAGGAUGGUGAAAAUGACAUACCGUAUUUGAUAUCCAGAAGUAACUCGGUGCGUAGUCUAAAGCCUGUCACCAAUAUUAAGGGACGUAUUGUUUAUCAGUAAAAACUCACUUAUUAUUGUCGAUUCUAAAAAAAUAAUAACUGUUCGCCAGA